AUGUCCACAUCAAGAGUGAAAAGAUCUGGUACGAGGAGACUUGUAACGAAUGCAACUUUAAAACCUUUCGACGGCAACGGGAAUUCAGAUGUCAAGCAGAGCAAAGUUACGCAGUACUUUUCCACCGUUCAACGAGGCUCAACAACCAGCGUAAAGAGACUGAAACUCGAAGCACCAACAACCGAACAGGAGUCUGUUUUUUCGUCAGUUGUUCCGGAACAAGCGAUAAAGAGUGAGAAAUUUGAUAAACUAACGACGAUUCUGUCGGACGUUAAAACAGAAGAUGAUCUUGAAAAAAGCAUUUGCGCUGAG
This is a messenger RNA of Anisakis simplex (herring worm), 312 nucleotides long. The record is from the annotation of a GenBank genome assembly. Lineage: Eukaryota; Metazoa; Nematoda; Chromadorea; Rhabditida; Anisakidae.